AUGUCAGUUUUUAGUAUACAAAAUAUUCGAAUCGAAAUCGCCAUUUGUGACAUGAAUUCGGACGCAACCGCAAAAACAAAUGGUCACAAAUAUACCAUCGAAAUGAUCAAAAAAUACACUUGUAUCUCUACACCAAGUGUAAUUGUUUAUUUAUUUGCUAAUGUAACUGGGCUACUUUUAUUAAAGGCAAAUGUAAGUACAGUGUCUACAAUGGCACAUUCCUCUCGCUCAUUGUCUCUAUUGCUAGCUAUAUUUUGCGUGUUAUCAUUUUUUAGCCCCAUAGCUUCGGCCGUCAACUGUACCGAUGCAUUCUGCGUUUCACCUGCAUCAGGAGCAAGAAUCGAUCCAAAAUGUCCUGAUGCCUGUCCUGACAACUGUUACUACAUCGUAAAUCCCUGCUGUGUUAGUCAGCGUGCUCCUUAUUGUAAUGUCACUUCCUCGGCAUCGGCCUCAGUAUUCGACCCUAGCUCCUCUAUUCCAAUUUCACUCUUACCUUCAUCCGUUCCUUUAUCGUCUGCCGGCCCAAAUCCAACGCUUUCUAGUAUUGGCGCAUCUGGCUCUCAGGCUCCAGCUUCAUCCGGUAGUGUACAAAACACGUUCUCCGUAUCUUUGUACAUGGCAUCAACUGCGUCAAUUGUAGCUAUCAUAAGUCUUGUUUUAAUGUAGUACAACUGUAUGCUUAGACCCAUGGCUAUUACAUACCUCUAUAUGAAUUAAAUUUCCUCGAGUACUGUCUAAAAGCAGCUCCAUCCCAAAAAUUACAUUUAAGGAUUCUUAAAUACCAGUUUCAUCUAUAUAAAGUGCAUUUAUCCAUUUCAGAGUUACAAGCAUUUUGGCUUACACUUUAAAUACAUCUUUAUGUAAUAUGUUUAUCUACAAGGCGUAUUAAGGAAUUAUUUCUUUUAAAAAAAAUAAAAAACAAUCGUUUUUUUAUCUGCGUCUU
Messenger RNA from Phycomyces blakesleeanus NRRL 1555(-), 943 nucleotides. RefSeq lists its product as hypothetical. The coding region runs from base 1 to 666 and encodes 221 amino acids. The transcript is spliced from 4 exons. Lineage: Eukaryota; Fungi; Mucoromycota; Mucoromycetes; Mucorales; Phycomycetaceae. The record is from RefSeq and is a predicted model, not a curated record.